UAGAUAUAGAUAUAUAUAGCCAACAACAGCCACUCUCUUUAACCUGUCUCACCAACUCACAUCUAGAAGCAAUUUUAUGUCUUGUUUCUCUCUCUGUCCCCUUCUCCCUUUGAGGUCAAAGUCCCUAUAAAAUCAUAACCCCAACUCCUUCUUAGGACUGGCUUUGUUCUUUAAGCAAGAGAACAAACUUUCUCAAAAUUGAAACACAAGAACAAUAAUAAUAUGGGAAGAUCACCUUGUUGUGAAAAAGCUCAUACAAACAAAGGAGCAUGGACAAAAGAAGAAGAUGAUAGACUAAUAUCUUAUAUUAGAGCUCAUGGUGAAGGUUGUUGGAGAUCUCUUCCUAAAGCUGCUGGUUUACUCCGUUGCGGUAAAAGUUGUCGUCUCCGUUGGAUUAAUUAUCUCCGACCAGACCUUAAACGUGGUAACUUUACUGAAGAAGAAGAUGAACUCAUCAUCAAACUUCAUAGUCUUCUUGGUAACAAAUGGUCUUUGAUUGCUGGAAGAUUACCAGGUAGAACUGAUAAUGAGAUUAAGAAUUAUUGGAACACUCAUAUCAGAAGAAAACUUCUUAACAGAGGAAUUGACCCUGCAACUCAUAGACCUCUAAAUGAACCUCCUCAUUCUUCUCAUUCUCAUUCUCAAUCUCAAUCUCAAUCACUUAAUCUUCAGAAUCAUAAUCAGAAUCAAGAAUCUGUUACUAUAGCAGUAGUAGCUGCAUCUGCAACAACUACUACUACUACUAUUCCUGCAGUAACAGUACCAACAACAACAAUAUCAUUUGCUUCAUCUAUUAAACAAGAACAAUAUCAUCAUCAUCAUCAUCAUUAUAAUCAUAAUCAAGAGAUGAUGAUUAAAGGUUCAGUGUUAGAAAGAUGUCCUGAUUUGAAUCUUGAGUUAACAAUUAGUCCACCAAGACAACAAGAACAAGAUGAACAAUUCAAAAACAGCAGAAACCUCUGUUUUGUUUGUAGUUUGGGUUUACAGAACAGUAAAGAUUGUAGCUGUGAUGAAAUUGUUGGAAAUUCUAGCACUGGAAAUGCUUCUACUACUCCUGCUUAUGAUUUCUUAGGUUUGAAAGCUGGUGUUUGGGAUUACAAAGGUUUAGAAAUGAAAUGAAAAAGAGAAGAAAAAAAAUAGCUAGUGUUGGAACAGAGUAUUGAGUGAGAGAAUGAAAAAAUUCAAUUAAUUUUGAAAAAAAAGGUUUUUUUCUUUCUUAUUUCUUAUAUAAUUUGUAUAAAUAAUUAGUUGUUGAUGCAUAAGAUAUAGUAUCAGUAUAGCUGAACAUUAUUGGCUA
Trifolium pratense (red clover) is the source of this 1297-nucleotide messenger RNA. Its product is annotated as myb-related protein 308-like. The record is from RefSeq and is a predicted model, not a curated record. The transcript is spliced from 2 exons. NCBI's taxonomy places the organism in Eukaryota, Viridiplantae, Streptophyta, Magnoliopsida, Fabales, Fabaceae. The coding region runs from base 223 to 1119 and encodes 298 amino acids.